Molecule: messenger RNA, 1041 nt
Organism: Fonsecaea erecta
Lineage: Eukaryota; Fungi; Ascomycota; Eurotiomycetes; Chaetothyriales; Herpotrichiellaceae
Exons: 1
Coding region: 1-1041 (346 amino acids)
Source: RefSeq, a predicted model, not a curated record
AUGAAAAACUACGAAUACCCUCGAGUCCGUCCUCCCACCUCUCUGCUCCCCCCUCAGCAGCCAGUCGACAAUCGGUUUUCGUGGAUGACCACGUCCGCAGACGAGGAAGAUCGCGUGGGAGCAAGAAGAGAGACAACCCCUCCUCCUCCAAUGCCAGCACUGCCGCAAGGUGUUGCACAACAAGUCCCUCCGCAGACACAGGCCCCGGUGCCAGCCAUGGAACGACAGGUUUACGCUUGCGGUGUGGUUCCCUAUCAGAUGCACAACCCGGCGGUUGUACAACAGCAGCAGCAGUACAUGCAAGCGGCGCAACAACCUGGCGCUUACGUCUCGCCGCCAUAUCCCACCCAGGUACCUAUACUACAACAACAACCUCAAAUGCCUCCUUCACCACCUCCUUCAGAGCCUGCAAAGCAACCGCCCAUACCCGAAAACGAACCCACGAGGCCUAUUGUGCCAGACACGAACCCUUUGACACCAACGACGCCCAAACCACCGAACCGAGCUAGCACCAACAUGGCCAUUGUGCCGCCUCCAGCCGAUCCCUCUCAAUUUUCUGCCCACGUAUUUACGCCGAGUCCACAGUCCAUCAAGGGCGGCUCGUGGCAGCAUAGCUUUUGUUCUUGCGCCGAGCCUUCGACCUGCAUCACCGGACUGGUCUGCCCAUGCAUUGUGUAUGGGAAGACGCAAUAUCGGUUAGGGCUGAGGGAUGAAAGAAAAGAUCCGACGAACAUGCUGGGAUACACGGCAGUCAACGGGUCUUGCGUUGCAUUUGGCCUUUUAUGUGGAGUGAACGGCAUCUUGGCCGCGAUUCAGCAUACGCGGGUGCGGAAGACGUACAACAUGAACAAGGACUCCGGGAACGUCGCGGGGGACUGUCUCAAGGGCAUUUGUUGUUGUUGCUGUGUCGUCGCACAGGAUGAGAAGGAGGUCAGAUUUCGAGAAGAGCAGGCCAGGAAACCUGCUGGGUCUGGCGCAAAGAGAGAAGGCUAUGUGGCGCCCACGACUAUGACCUUCAACCCUCCGCCUCAGUCGAGAUGA